Molecule: messenger RNA, 585 nt
Organism: Fulvia fulva
Lineage: Eukaryota; Fungi; Ascomycota; Dothideomycetes; Mycosphaerellales; Mycosphaerellaceae
Product: Short-chain dehydrogenase RED2
Exons: 3
Coding region: 1-585 (194 amino acids)
Biological process (GO): fatty acid elongation
Molecular function (GO): oxidoreductase activity, acting on the CH-OH group of donors, NAD or NADP as acceptor
Source: RefSeq, a predicted model, not a curated record
AUGGCUUACUUCAACACCACAGGCGUAGCGCUUGUCACAGGUGUCACUGGUGGGAUUGGCCAAGGCGCUGCAAAUGCACUUGCUGCCGCAGGUGCGACGGCAAUCGCGUUGGCGGACGUUGAUGGAGAGAGAGUCCACCACGCUGCCAAGAAUAGCAAGCGGUACGCCACGGACGCCCAGUACCGUGCAAGAAGCUGGAAGCUCGACAUGACGGACCACGCGGCCGUUGACCAGGUUGUCAAGGCCGUGGUAGCACAAUUCGGCAGACUCGACUACCUCGUGAACAGCGCUGGUGUCGACGUGAAACAACAUGUGGCCGUGCCAGAUGACGAUCCUGCCGACUACUACCGGGUCAUGGCCGUAAAUGCCAAAGGCAUCUUGACGGUGUCAAGAGCCGUCUCGAAAGCCAUGGCAGAGCAGGAGCCGAAGCAGUUCACCACUCUCAGCGGCGUCCAUCGAAGUCUCGGGCGAGGUCAGAUAGUCAAUGUGACUUCGGCCAUGUCACUAGCAGCGGUUCCCAGAAAAGUGGCAUACACCGCAUCGAAGCAUGCUGCUCUUGCGACCACUCGAGCGAUGUGUAUGUGA